Messenger RNA from Penicillium olsonii, 1758 nucleotides. The record is from the annotation of a GenBank genome assembly. NCBI's taxonomy places the organism in Eukaryota, Fungi, Ascomycota, Eurotiomycetes, Eurotiales, Aspergillaceae.
AUGCUGUUAUUAUUCCUGGGCUUCCUGGCAGCUGCCAUCGCCAAUCCCUUGCAGCAGCCAUUGACUGUCGCGUCACAACUGCACGGCCGAUUCCUGCACAUAACGGACUUCCAUCCCGAUCGCCUGUACAAACCAGGAACUUCCCUCGAUCGCUCGUGCCACCGCGGCAAAGGACCAUCGGGGUACUUUGGAGCCGAGGGCUCCGACUGCGACGCACCCCUCUCACUCAUCGACGAGACCUUUCGCUGGAUCGAAGACAACUUGAAGGAUGAGAUUGAUUUUGUAAUUUGGACCGGCGAUUCCGCCAGGCAUGAUAACGACGAAAAGGCGCCCCGUACUGCCGACGAAAUCCUCGAUCUGAACACGUACCUUUCGCAGAAAUGGGUCGACAUCUUCACCCAGAACCGCGCCGCGUCGGUCCCACGGCUCUCCGUGCCUGUCAUCCCGACCUUUGGCAAUAACGAUAUCAUGCCGCAUAAUAUCUUUGACGAGGGACCUAAUAAAUGGACCAAGCGCUUCGCGGAGAUCUGGAACCCGUUCAUCCCCGAAGAUCAGCGCCAUACUUUCGUGCUUGGGGGCUGGUUCACCACCGAGGUGGUCCCAGGUCAACUGGCGGUCAUCAGUCUGAACACGAUGUACUUCUUCGACUCUAACAGCGCGGUGGACGGGUGCAAGGCCAAGUCCGAGCCGGGGUACGAGCACAUGGAGUGGCUGCGAGCUCAGCUGAAGACCCUGCGCAGUCGCAACAUGAAGGCCAUUCUCAUGGGCCAUGUGCCGCCCGCUCACUCGAGCGAGAAACGGAACUGGGAUGAGACCUGUUGGCAGAAAUACACACUGUGGGUCCAUCAGUAUCGCGACGUGGUGGUUGGGACGUUAUACGGCCAUAUGAACAUCGAUCACUUUAUCAUGCAAGAUAGCGACGAGGUUCGCAUCGCUUCGGCUGGUGGGCAGGUGUCCACAAACUCCAAGUCAGACUACUUGGAGUCGCUGCGCAGCCAGUGGUCAUCUUUGCCAUCUCCUCCGACGGGAUUCUUCGAGGAGCUCGAUGCCGAGCUUGAGGCGGGUGCUGCCCCCGAUACUCUAGUGAAGAAGGGGAAGAAGGAGAAGAAGAAGCGCAAGUUCUUGGAGAAGAUCGGAGGCCCGUGGGCGGAACGCUACAGCAUCUCCCUGGUAUCACCCAGUCUAGUCCCAAACUACUUCCCCAGCCUGCGUGUGAUUGACUACAAUAUCACGGGAGUGGCUGAUGUUGCAAACUGGCCUGCUUGGUACGUUGCAGAUGCCGAUCACACACCCCUCGAAACUGAGUCCGAGGAUGCCUCAGAGCCCGAGAUCCAAAAGAAGAAGAAAAAGAAGGGCAAGAAGGGCAAGAAGCCUGACUUCAAGGUGCCCGAUGGUCCCUCGCCAACUGCUCCCCCCGGCCCUGCCUACUCCAACCAACCAUUUACAUUCCUCGGCUACACACAGUAUUACGCCAACAUCACCCGCAUCCAAGAGGAGAUUGACGCAAACCAAUCCGAAGAUCCUCGCAUCGACUUCGAGGUCGAAUACACCACCAAUGAUGAUGUGUACAAAAUGAAAGACCUGACGGUGCGCAGCUUCUUCCAGCUCGCAGGCAGAAUAGCCGAGGAGGAGGCCCAGGCCGAGACCGAUUCGAGCGCGGAUUGGCUGGCCAAGAAAAAGAAGCCCAUGAACACGAUCUGGCGGGCCUUUUUGGAGCGCGCCUUCGUUGGGUAUGAGAAUAUUGACGACUUGGAUUGA